CCCAGCCAGCCCAGCAUUUCCGCGUGCCCCUCCCCCCUCUCUGCAGCAAGGGCGGCCAAAAAUAAAUAAAAGAGAAUGACCCUAGACCACUUUAACCCUGGGGGUCCCGUCAUCCUCAAGUGGGACCCCAAAAACCUCGAGAUUCGCACCAUGUCGGUGGAGAAGACUCUCGAGCCAUUGGUCAUUCAGGUCACGACCCUCGUCAACACCAAAGGCCCCUCCAAGAAGAAGAAAGGGCGGAGCAAGCGCGCCCACGUGCUGGUUGCGGCAGUGGAGGCGGCCACACGGAACUUCAUUGAGCGCGGGGAAGAGAUCGCCUAUGAAAACCCUGACAUCAAGGGUGAGAUGCUGGGGGCCGUCGAGGAGGUUCGCAAGACAGGAGAUACCAUGUCGCGAGCUGCCCGGGAGUUUGCCGAAGACCCCUGUAGCAGUGUGAAGCGCGGCAACAUGGUGCGGGCUGCUAGGAACCUCCUCUCAGCUGUCACGCGCCUACUCAUUUUGGCUGACAUGGUGGACGUCCACCGGCUCCUCAAGAGUUUACAAGUGGUGAGUUUCACAGAUUGGGUUUUGGGUUUGGGUUACCGCAUUCAGAGAAGGCUUAAGGAUUGGAAUAUGGAUGUUCAUCACAAAACACACAGCCACACGCACUUACAACUCGUCGUUACCCCAAGAACCCCAAGUGAACCUCACAACACAGCAGCGCAAGCCCAGAACGAGCGAACAGAACCCAAGGACUCCCGUACACACUCCUCACUCGCAACACAGAUCUCUCAACACAAACUCCAUGAUGCAUCCUCACCAUCCUUCCAUGCUGUGGGUACCUCUGUGAUCUUAGCCAUUAGUUAUAUCACAUGCUUCUGGCUGAUGUUUUUUGAGCUGGCAGUAACACUGCUUGAAGUUGAGAAGUAUGGCUUUGUGCAGAUUAUGAUUGCAUUCUUCAGUUUGCUGGCCAAAAGCUACAAUUUGGCUCCAAAUCAGCAGCCUAGCAGGUACACUGGCUUUGCACACAAGUUUAGGUGGGGAAAAAAAGUGAAGCAAACAAACCUACUUUUAAGCCCACUCCAAGUCUUACGGCACACUCCAACCCCCCAAUCAACCUCACAGGCGUACGUGCGGCACCCAGAACUGGCAGCAGCGAAGGCCAACCGCGACUUUGUGUUCAAGCAAGUGUGUGAGGCAGUGAACACCAUCAGUGAUGUAGCCCAGGGUAAGGCCACCGGGGCGGGCCAAAUGCCCUACGAAGGCCCGGGAGAGCUGGCUUCGGCCCUCGAUGACUUUGACGAACGUAUUAACAUGGACCCACUGACCUACAACGAAGUGCGAACCCGUCCUUCCCUUGAGGAGCGUCUAGAAUCCAUCAUCAGCGGAGCAGCACUCAUGGCAGACUCAUUCUGCACAAGAGACGACAGGAGGCUCAAGAUCGUUGAGGAAUGUAACGCUGUGAGACAGGCCCUCCAGGACCUGCUGACUGAAUAUAUGGAUAAUAUGGGACGCAAACAGCCCUCUGAAAACCUGGACAAGGCAAUUGAUCACAUGUAUCGCAAGACCAAGGACCUUAGACGUCAACUGCGUAAAGCUGUAGUUGAUCACGUUUCAGAUAGUUUCUUAGAGACAAAUGUACCACUGCUAGUUUUAGUUGAAGCUGCAAGGAACGGCAAUGAGAAGGAAGUGGAGGAGUACGCUCAGGUCUUUACUGAACAUGCAAACAAGCUAGUGGAGGUUGCAAACUUGGCCUGCACCAUGUCCAACAAUGAGGAUGGUGUGAAGAUGGUGCGCUAUGGUGCAGCACAGAUAGAACACCUCUGCCCUCAGGUCAUCAAUGCUGCACGUAUUCUUGCAGCACGGCCCAAGUCCAAGGUUGCUCAGGAGAACAUGGAUGCCUUUAAGGAUGCCUGGGAGAACCAGGUGCGCAUCCUUACAGAGUCUGUGGAUGACAUCACAACCAUUGAUGACUUCCUUGCUGUAUCGGAGAGUCACAUAUUAGAGGAUGUGAAGACGUGUGUACGAGCCAUCAACGAAGGUGACCCUGACACACUAGACCGCAUUGCUGGUGCUAUUCGGGGCCGGUCUGCCCGUGUGUGCCAUGUGGUUGCAGCAGAAAUGGAUAACUAUGAGCCCUGCAUGUACACUGACCGAGUCUUGGAGGCAGUAAAGGUGUUGAGAGACCAGGUGCUGCCAAACUUUGCCCAGCGAGUGGACGUGGCAGUUGAGGUCCUAAGCAGUACACCAGGCAAAGAGGUGGACGAGAAUGAGUUUAUUGAUGCCUCACACUUGGUGUACGACGGAGUGCGAGAGAUCCGCAUGGCUGUGCUGAUGAAUAAGGCAGAUGAUGAGUUAGAUCCUGAUGAUGUGUUGAUGGAUGAGUAUCACACUUUGGAGAUCAGAAGCAAGUCGAGUGCACACACUGUGGACACAACCAUUGACGAGUACCCAGGUGUCAGUGGCAUCACGACGGCCAGAGAUGCCAUGAGAAACCUGAGCGAGGAGGACAAGGACAAGAUUGCCCAACAGGUGGAGAACUUCAGGUUGGAGAAGGUCAAGUUCGACCAGGAGGUGGCCAAGUGGGAUGACACAGGCAACGACAUCAUUGUCCUGGCUAAGCACAUGUGCAUGAUUAUGAUGGAGAUGACAGAUUUUACCAGGGGUCGAGGACCACUCAAGACUACCAUGGAUGUGAUCAAUGCUGCAAAGAAGAUUUCAGAGGCAGGCACAAAGUUGGACAAGCUCUCCCGUCAGAUUGCCGACCAGUGCCCUGAGUCGCGCACCAAGGAUGACAUGUUGGCAUACCUUGACCGCAUUGCUCUCUACUGCCACCAGCUCAACAUCACCUCCAAGGUCAAGGCUGAUGUGCAGAACAUCUCUGGAGAGCUCAUUGUGUCUGGGCUGGACUCCGCCACCUCCCUCAUCCAAGCAGCUAAGAACCUUAUGAAUGCCGUGGUCCUUACUGUCAAAUGCUCCUAUGUGGCCUCCACCAAAUACCCACGGCAAGGAACCAUCGCACCUACCCACCCUCCUGGGGGAAGGUCGGCCUCGCCAAUUGUGGUGUGGAAGAUGAAGGCCCCCGAGAAAAAGCCACUAGUGAGACGCGAGAAGGCAGAGGACGUGCGGGCCAAGGUGCGCAAGGGUAGCCAGAAGAAGCAGGUCUCAGCCCUCAAGGCGCUCGCUGAGUUCCAGAGUCCAGCAGACGCAAUCUAGGGUUCCGAUUUCCUCCCAUAGGUCCAAAGGUCUUAGCAGAAGUAAUUGUGCGUGCACUUGUUAACUUCGCCAUGUAAAUGAUAGGGAGUUUCUUGAGUUUUCAGACGUUUCUUUUUCAACAGCGUCCCUAAGAUACCUCUGGCUCUGUCUGUGGCCGUAAAGAGGCAGAAAUUCUCUGGGAUUUGUUAUGUUAAUCUUUCCUUUCUCCCUCCUCCCUUUCCCUAGCCCAUGAUUUCUUCCCUCCCCUCAAAGGUAUGGGUGGUAGGUGACUGUUUUUAGCAUAUUGAGGAAAAUGCUAGCAAGUUAAAUGUUAUAUAAUGGCAGGAAUGGUACUGAAAGAAAUGGAGAAAGAUAAGAACAGGGAGUGAAGGGGAGGGAGGAAUUAGAAUAAAAUGAAUCGCUAAAUGUGAGAUUGUAAUUGUAAAGAAGUACGAGGGAAAAAUAUGAAGAGAGGGAGGUAGUAAGGAAAAUAGAGAUAGAUUUUAAAAGUGAGAGAAAAAAUAUGAGAUUUGAAUGGUCUUUCAUCAACUUUCAUUCUUUUGAUUAAGAAAUCUGUGAUUUUCACUCUCACUGAUGGUAGUUAAACUAGAGAAUUUGUGUGUUAGAGCAGAAUUCUUGGAAAAGUAUAAAAUAAUUGGAAUUCAAUUUCAUCUUGUUUGGCAUUUUGAAUGUUCUAUAUAUAUUUGUCAGAUGUGAAGAAAGAUUCUAGGAAUCACAAGAGCUUAAGGUAAAAAGAAAAAGAAAACGUGAAAAUGAUCAUAUUCCACAGAUUCUCCCACAUCAGCUCUUGUUGUGCCGCAGUUUGCACCUCAUGAGCGAUGGGAUGCUUGCCAGUCUAGAGUAGGAAGGCAUUAUUAGUUUCAGAUUUUAUAAAAAUAAUUACCCAAAAUUACAUCCACACUAUUGUUAUUAAAAAAAAAAGAAAAAAAAUGUAGUGAUGUUCAAGCUAAAAAGAGAGAACAAAAAAAGUUCAAGCCUUUUUUUGCUCUCUUUUGAUGUACCAUGAUGGCAAAAAGACUGGAAACAAACCAUUUUGCGGUCUUGUUCAAAUACUCUCUUACUGAGAUCAUUAGAUAGUACAUUAUUAUGUAGAGAUGAUAAUUCAUAUCUGAAGCUGUGGGUUGAGUUUAUCUUUUUUUCUUUUAUCUUAAUAUUUUUUAAAUGUAUUUUGAAUAUGUUUUGUAAAACAUGUGCUGCCCCAAUCCCAUUUAUACAGUGACAGCACAGUAGUAUCCUUGUUGUUAUAGUUACUAAUAUAAGUUCUGUGAUUAUUAUAUAUUGAGAAUUAUUAUAAUUAUCAGUAUUUUAAUUGUUGCUUAUGUGAAGUAUAUAUAUAUUUUUUUUAUGAUCAUCGCCACUUGAAGUAUUGCCAUUUUUAUUUAUCAGCUUUUUAGGCUUUGAGUUACUGUUCCUAAUUGAUUAUUGUAUAAAAGGACAUUCAUAGUUUGUCAAUUAUUGUGUUAGUUAUAUCAUUGCUACAUGAGUGUUGAAAGGAACCAAUAAAAUCAAUAAAAGAUUUUUUAGUACUUACGAGGACCAAGAAAAACAAGAAAGAAAAGAAACUACCAUGCACUUGGUAGAAGACAAAGUAAAUAUGUAUAGUCGUCCAUUCUUGGACAUUUUAUGUUAGGAUGUCCACAAGGGUAAAUAGAAAAUAAAAGGUAUUUGUUAUAUAUACCUACAUACUGUGCGUAUACAUAUAUGAGUAUAUAUAUCUAUACGUUAUGUUUCUGUGUGUGUAGAAUGAACUGCACUGUCAGGUAUAAUCCAAAGAGAAUGUGGCAGUUUUUGCAAUAAUUCAUGUUUGUUUAAUUAUAAGACUUACUAUUCCAAUGGUAUACAUAGAAAAGAAAAGAAGAAGAAAAAAAAAAAAAACUUUAUUUAUCAGAAAGAAAGUAUGAUAAGAGAGGCAAAGAUGGUACAAAGAUGAAGCAGUUAAGUUACCAGGAACUUUUUUAUGAAAAGACUGAUGGUAACUUGUUCUUCCCAUGAUAUCAUUCCAAAUUUAUAUUUUUCCUUUCAAGUCUCUCCUCAUCAUAUUGUUCAUUAGGGUAUAAGUAAAGUUUUCCUUCAUUGAUUCUGUUUUUGGCUCCGGGUCUGUGCUGUAGCCUCCCCCAAAGCCCCCCCUCCUGGCUGCUGCACGUCACACACGUAGCCAAGUUACAUGCUCUUUUACUACUGCGUGCUUGUGAACUCUUUUCUGUGUUCCACUUUUGGUGCGCUCUUCCCCUCCAUGUCCUUUAGAAUAGGAGAGAGAAGAAACCACUUUUAAUUCAUCUUUUCUCUUCUUCUGAAGGGGGGGGUGGGGUAAGCAGCCUUGAACACCUUUUGAUAUUUCAUUCUUGCAUAUCAUGUUUCAUUGUACAUUAUGAUGAAUUUCGUAAGAACUGUACUGUAUGUAGCACUCGGCAGCUUUUUGUAUAUUGGUAGGUUAAGUUUCUCGUUGGUGGGAUCAUUGAAUUAGGCAGAGUGGGCACCAAAGCAGGUCGUAAGGCAUGUUCAAUCAGGGAGACUUUAUAAUUUAUUUUGUUAUAUUUCCAGGAACAUGUUGAAGAAAUUGUAAUGGUUAGGUAAAUGAUAAUUAUAUUACAAAAAAAACAAGGUAAUAAUGAUAGGGUAUGGCAUUGUGUAAAUCUUUAUGAUAAAUCUUGGAUGAUUUUAAUGUUGACAAUGAUAAAGAAAGUGCUUCAAAGAAAGUAUAUUUAUUCAUUGGUAACAUUUUGUCAUUGUGUUCCAUAGCACUUGCAUUUGAUUAAACUUUUUUCAGUAGCAGUGUCACAAGGCUUUAUAUAGUAAGGUUAACAGAUACUAUUAUGAUUUCAUAGCUGUUGAAAGUGUAUCUUUUGUGUAAAAUAUUCAGAAAUGUAGAUAGUGCUAGGUGUAGCACAGGCAUUAUUGAAAUAUUUUUGGUUGCACAGUUUUUGGAUCAUCAGAAACAUUAAACAUGUUUUAAAAAGUUUCAGUUGUAUCGUCAUGAUUUAUUAUCCAUGAAUAUUUUUUCUAUCCAUAAAAUACCAUGUACUUGGGUGCCAAAAUAUAUGUAAAAGAUCCAA
Messenger RNA from Penaeus monodon (black tiger shrimp), 6248 nucleotides. RefSeq names its product catenin alpha-like (gene alpha-Cat). The transcript is spliced from 20 exons. The coding region runs from base 76 to 3195 and encodes 1039 amino acids. Gene Ontology annotation, molecular function: beta-catenin binding; actin filament binding; cadherin binding. The record is from RefSeq and is a predicted model, not a curated record. Gene Ontology annotation, biological process: cell-cell adhesion; cell migration. Gene Ontology annotation, cellular component: adherens junction; catenin complex. Lineage: Eukaryota; Metazoa; Arthropoda; Malacostraca; Decapoda; Penaeidae.